AUGGCAAACACGAUGGCACUGCGCCAGAUGGAACGAGAUAUUUUACUUGGUCCGUAUCAUCGGGACGUUGAAAAGAGCAAGAAAACUAACGAUGCUAGCCGUCCUGGACAUGGUACAUUUUUACAGAGUAGUGCUUCCAGCAUCUGUUGGGGCACAUCGUUUGUCGAGGCUCUGGAAGAAAAGUACGGCUCGUCCCAAUGCCUCGACACACUACGUACGGCAAGUUUAGUGGGUCCUUCAACACGUACAAUGCAUGAUGCAUCGUGUGUCUAUGUUUCGCAUGCAUUUCCCGGGCAUGCUGAUGAGGGCGUGAUGCUUUGCCCGGCACUACAAGAGCUCGACAUGUCUCGCUCGCUUCUCUCUUCCUGGGAUCAAGUGGCGCGUAUAACGCGCACACUUCCUCUGAAUCGUCUCACGCUGCAGCAUGUUCGUCUUCAAAAGCCAGAGCUAGCGCAGGUGUCGUUGGCAUUUGAACAAUUAACGCACCUCUCUUUGGGCGAUACAGCCACGGACUGGGCCCAGAUACUGGUCCUAGGAAGUGUGAUGCCAAAGCUGACCUCACUUGAGCUCGCCCACAAUGAAAUCGAUACCCUCGCGACUGCAGAUACAGCGGCAUACCUGCCCUUCGUACAGAUACUCAAUUUAGAGGGCAAUCGGCUUAGCUCCUGGGAGGACAUCGUCAAGGCUCUUUCGCCUCUGCCACGACUCCAAAAGUUGAUUCUCACAGAUAAUCCUAUCACACACAUCAAUUUUUCUUCACAAAAAUUUCCUGUGCUGAGCGAUGUGCACCUCACAGGCAGCGCUCUUACUUUCGACGAUCUGCAAGUACUGGAGUCGUGCCUUGACUCUCCCACUUGGUCACUAGUCUUCCACCCCUCUGAUGUCGAUGAGCGUCAAGCUCGUAUCCAGGCUGUUAGCCGUCUUGCGAAACUUGUCUCUUUCAAUCACACACCAAUUACUCAAGAAGAACGUAUCGACGCUGAGCGCUAUUACAUAUCUCGACCCAAACCCAACGAUCCGCGUUAUGAUGCCCUGGUGGAAAAACAUGGUCAUCCACCAACAUGCUCGUUGACACCAGCAGUAUCAUCAGCGAAGAUGACGUCGUCAUUGCAAGAUAAGCUUAUCCAACUGUACUAUAUACAUUCUUCCUCUGUACCUACAUCAUCAGAUCUGGUACAUUUGCAAGAGAAAGCCUCCAUCGAGGCGUUCUUGAAGACAGCGCCUUGCCGGCUAGUACACCGCCGUCUCGUAGCUCUGUUGCGUGCGUGUCAAUCAGCCAAUAUGUAUGCUGUGAUGGCAGCAUCGCCUGAGCCUAUUGUUCUUCCUCUUGACGAUCCAAUGCGUGAUCUGGCUUGGUAUGGAUUGGCCGAUUACGAUUUAAUCGUACUUGUGGACUGA
Molecule: messenger RNA, 1398 nt
Organism: Malassezia globosa CBS 7966
Lineage: Eukaryota; Fungi; Basidiomycota; Malasseziomycetes; Malasseziales; Malasseziaceae
Exons: 1
Coding region: 1-1398 (465 amino acids)
Source: RefSeq, a predicted model, not a curated record